This is a messenger RNA of Cololabis saira (Pacific saury), 438 nucleotides long. Its product is annotated as antimicrobial peptide NK-lysin. The transcript is spliced from 5 exons. The coding region runs from base 1 to 438 and encodes 145 amino acids. The record is from RefSeq and is a predicted model, not a curated record. Gene Ontology annotation, biological process: defense response to bacterium; lipid metabolic process. Lineage: Eukaryota; Metazoa; Chordata; Actinopteri; Beloniformes; Belonidae.
AUGGAAACGUCCUCCGUCCUUCUUCUGAGCAUCUUGCUGACAUGUUCAGUUUGGGCAGUCAACGCUAGAAGGUUGGAGAUCAGCAUCGAUGAUGAGCAGCAGGUGGACAUGUCUGCGGAGGCACGCCGGCCUCCAGGGAUGUGCUGGGGAUGUAAGUGGGCUUUAGGUAAAGUGAGGAAAAUGGUUGGACCAAAUGCCACUGCAGAGCGCGUGAAAGCAAAGCUCAAUACUGUGUGCGAUGAAAUUGGGCUCCUAAAAUCUGCAUGCCGCAAAUUUGUGAAGUCUCACCUGGGAGAGCUGAUCGUGGAGCUCACAACCACUGAUGACGUGAGAACGAUCUGUGUCCACACUGGAGCAUGCAAGCCGAAGGAGCUUUUUGACCUGCACAGCUAUUCAAAAGAUGAAGAACCCCUCAUUGAGAUUCAUGACUUCCCAUGA